AUGGCACACCCUCAACCCCACGAUCGGAAUGGCCUCGCGCCUCAAUAUGGACAGCAGCUGCACCCUCAAUCUCAAUCUCAACCGGGCGCGCCCAAUCGUAAUAGCACGCAGCCCUUUACUUUGCACGAAGCUCUCCCCUACACGCCCUUCACCUCGGUCUUUCCCUUUGAAUUUGGCAUCCUCAACAAUCCCACCAUCGGCUCAGGACCCCUCGCGCCAUCCAUCGCCGACCUCGUCUCCAGGGAAGACUAUGAUGCUCUGAACCAAGAAGCCGAGAAUCCCAAUCAGUCCAAACGGCUUGACGGAAGCCUGGAAUAUGUGCAAAAUCUACUGAAGGCUGAAAAGAUUACGCAGUUCCAGUUCAAGACGGCACCCAAGGUCACCUUGCCGGCAGACGCAUCUCGCAAGAGCCUCACUGAUGGGAUCCCGCCUUUUGCGAAACUGGUAUAUGAUAACACAUCCAUAUCUUCGCGCUAUCCCACACCAGAUACCUCCAAAGCGUCCACCCCGAACGGUCCACCCAUGUCACCCCGAACCUCCAAGAAGUCGCCCAAGGCGCGCAGACAAGAGCCUCCCAAGAUCGUCAAGCAUAAUCCGGCCUCCGCAAAUGCCCAGGCCGUUGCCAGUAAUAAGGCGCGUAUCGAGAUACACUUGCCGACCCAGAAGGAACGAAAUGCCGCCGCCUCACUAUACGCGUCUCCGAAACCUGCUUCUCCGAUGGCUCCCUCGCCAGCAACGCUACCUCAACCACAGACGAUUUCGCCUGCGGACUUGAUGGUCAGGCCACAAGUGACCCCAGUUCCUUUGCCCAAGAUUCCUAUGCCAUCAGUUCCCAAGCCGCAGCCAAAACCACUACAACCCGCACAGGCUGUCCCACUACCCCAUGUUCCGCACGCAAUACAGAAGGCCAAGGCGCCGAGUCCAUCGCCAGCUCCUUCUGAGCCGACACCCAGACCGCGCCCUUCGUCAACGCCUUCUUCGCAGAGACCGGCUGUCAUCAGCAUCGAAAUACCCACACCCAGCUUCAAUAAGAACGAAUUCGCUGUGGUGCCCGACUCUCCCUACGCCCCAGUCCACCUGUCCGUGAAGAAGAACCACAAGUUGCAUGGCGACAUAGAUGACCCUCUCAGCACCGAUCUCAACCAACGCGACCGGGCGAAAGCCAUCUUCGCAGACCUGCGCAGGUGCUUUCAAGAUAUCUUUGGUGCCGAGGAACAACUCGGUAGUCAUCCAGGUGUUCCUUCAAGUCUGAUGAUCAUGACGAACGAACAAGAGCCCGCUAUGACUUCACUUGCGCAGGAUAGAGCACAAAAACAAAUCCAUAGAGCCAUCGAGAAUGGCUGCUACCACCAGGCACCUUUGGAGGACCUCAUUCGUAUUCAGAAUCUCAGCGAGAGCUCCUUAAAACAUGCCGAGACACUCGAUGUCAAGAUUGAUGAGAGUUGGGGCGAGACCGACGUUGGAUUCUGGGUGCAGCAACUUCCCGACAUUGAUACGGGUCUGAAGGCUGCACGGACAUCUCUCCGCAUCAUGUGUGGUGGCCGAGAAGAGAAACAGUUAUACUCUGAAGAUCUCAUUCAGCUCGGUCUCAGUCUAUUCAAAAAUGUAAUGGACGGAAUCAUCGUCCCUGUGGCAGAGUUACGAAGCACUGGUCCUACUGGAAAUCUUUUUCGAGUCCUCGCCAACCACAAGAAGACACUGGGCACCCUGUUCACUUCUUGCCAGAGACUCUUUGCCCUGAUGUCCGACCUGAUGACGAGCAUUGACCUUUCGGAGAGUGUCGUUAACACCCUCGAGUCUCUUGCUUCUCGUCUCAUAUUCGUUGAAAAUGCGCACACCGAGAAAGACUCGGUCAUCGGUGCUCAAAAGUUCGAUGGCCUCCGUCUCGUGGCUAUGAAUAUUUUGUCCCAGAUAUUCCUGAUGAAUCCUGCUCAACGAGAGGGCAUUCUUAGUGAGAUACUGACAUCCUUGGAGAAGUUGCCCGUGGGCAAGCAGAGUGCCAGGGGUUUCAAGCUCUCGGAUGGCGGCAGCAUUCAGCCUGUCUCAGCUCUGAUCAUGCGAUUAGUCCAAGCCAGCGCCGGGAAGCACGACGACGGCAAGGAUAAGAAUCGUGGACAGUUGCUUCGAUAUAUAGAAGAUGGUGCCAAUGAUUCGAAAGCUACCAACGGUAGCAUCAGUGGAAACACAAAGCCCCACUAUACCAUCAAAACUGAAGAUCAUGCCGCAGCUGAAGACUCGAUUGCUGUCCAGGAGCUGCAGGACCUUACGAAACAGCUCUCCAACGGUGCCUAUCAUCACGCCCACUAUGUCAUCAGAUUCAUGGUGAAGCGGGCCCUGAAGUCGACCAAGACUGGAGAAGAAUCACGGUACCGAAACCUGCUGGACAUGUUUGUCGAGGAUUUCACGAACUGCUUAGACUCCACCGACUGGCCUGCUGCGGAACUUUUUCUGCGUUUGACGAUGUACCUGAUGUUUCAGCAAGUGGAUGGCGAAAAGAAUUCUGCCCCGGCGAGAAAUAUGGCAUUGGAGCUUCUCGGUGUAAUGGCGGCGGCCAUUUCCAGGUUACGAUCACAUGUGCGGAAAACCGCUAGUAACAUCGAAGGCACCGAUUCGGAUGAACUCGGCAGAUGGCUGGCCGACCUCAGCCUCAACGUCCUUGACGGCAACGUUUCUGUCGAAAAGACGCUCAAGUGGGAGGGACCAUAUCGUAUCGUUCUCGAGUACCUUCAAGGCCGUUUGUCCGAUGACGAGCAUCUGAGAAGCGCGAUUUCGUAUCUAAUCACGGACUGGGGAUCACAGAUGAGCUCUGGAUACGAGUCUCUCAUCAACGCCGAGGAAUCAGAUGACCGAAACCCGGAGUUCGGCAGAACUGCCUUUCGCCUGCGUAACAUGAUCGAGGACCCCAAAUGGCUCUCUAGGGAGUGGAGCUUCAAAUCAGUCGUUGCCAGCCAUGCGAAGCUCUCUCACUCAAUCAUCCUUCUUCGGUCAAGCUUUUGUACCGCCUUCAGAAACAUCCUGAACGUUCUCCUGGGCUCCAUGACCACAGAUCAAGCCACAGUGCGCAGUCGCAGUAUCAAAAGCAUCAACCAGGUAUUAGAGACGGAUCCAACGAUUCUCGAUGGUGACAGUGUUGUCAUCGAGCUCAUCCUUCAGUGCUCCAGCGAUUCCUCGCCUCAAGUGCGUGAUUCGGCGCUUGGCCUCAUUGGGAAGUGUAUCAACAUGCGGCCAAGGCUGGAGGAACGUAUGACUUCGACUGUCAUUCAACGCUUUGUCGACUCGGGAGUCGGGGUACGGAAACGCGCCAUGAAGCUUGCAAAGGACAUCUACCUGGGUAACGACAAUAAGACACUCCGAAGCACCAUCGCGAAUGGAUUGCUACACAGAAUGCAGGACCCGGAGGAAAGCGUUCGGGAACUGGCAAGACAGAUGAUAGAAGAGAUCUGGAUCUCGCCGUUCUACAAAGAAGAUGACUCCGUUGCCUUCAAGCAAUCCCUCACCGACCACGUGGCUUUGAUGGUCCAGACAGCCAAGCAGGGUAACACGGCUCUCGUACUCGACAACGUCUUUCAAACAAUCCUUUCACCCGACUCCAAGUUAGCAGAUGCAAACACUCGAGUAUGCACUCGGCUUGUUGCAAACAUGUUUGAUCUUGUGGACAAUCCUGAGUCGGAUGAUCCUUCAGUUCCCUCGGGUAAGGAUGCUCUGCAGGUCCUGAUGAUCUUUGCGAAGGCCGACCCAAAACUCUUCACCUUUGAGCAGAUCCGGCUUCUGGAACCGCACAUUGCCAGCGUUAGCACAAGCGAGGAUCUCGCAGUGUCAAGGGCUGUUGUGGUAAUAUAUCGCAGAGUAUUACCUCGGGUCCCAAGCGUGCAUUCACAGUUCCUUUCCGAUAUCCGAAAGGCCCUCAUGCUCGCUACCCCGAAGAUUACGAGGUCUCUUCUCGAUGAUGCCGUUGCUUGUAUCUGGAUCAUCAGCGACCUGCUCCAAACAUCCGAACCCAUUGCUCGCCUUGUUGUUUCGAGUCUUGCCGGCAUACAGAAAAUCAGAGGGAUCCUAGCCAAGGGUUUGGACCAGAAGCAGACUGGACAGUUUGGACGUUAUUCACUUCUCGUUGGCAUGGUUGGUAAACACUGCAAUCUGGACAGUCACGAGGAUCUGUUCAAGGCCAAGUUCCCGAAAUGGAAAGGAAACCCCGUUUCGAAGCUUAUGGUGGACGUGAUUAUUCCUUUUGCGGAUUCAUCCCAACCAGCAGACGUGAGAAGGCCAGCCCUGGACGCUAUUGGACUGAUCUGCCAGGCCAACCCCAAAAACUACGUCGCGCCCAACGUCUGGAAAACCUUUGAAAUGGUCUUUGAGCAGAAGGUACCGGCACUAGAGUCAAUGAUCCUACGCUCUUUCAAAGAAUUCCUCUUCAAGGAAGAGCAGCGAUCAGAGCAAGCAGCUUCAUCGGCGCCGGCCGGCAAGGAAAAGAAGGAUCUGAAGGUCAUGGGGGGUACGACGUUCGACGACGUGUCCAGCGCGACCACUCAGCGCUUUCUCAAAAACAUAACACGCAUUGCUCUGGCUACGCACGACGACCACGCUUUCCUUGCGAUGGAGGUCCUAGCAAGCAUCAAUCGACAGGGCUUGGUACAUCCGAAGGAGACCGGUGUUACAUUGAUCACGCUGGAAACAUGCCCGGUGUCUCGAAUCUCUGAGCUUGCUUACCAGGAACACAGAGCGCUCCAUGAGAAGUACGAGAGUGUCCUUGAGAGGGAGUACGCUAAGGCGAUACAAACAGCUUUCCAGUACCAACAGGACAUCAUCGACGAUCCCCGCGGUGCGACGACGGAUCCGUUCACCUCAAAGUUUCAUCUGCUAGCCGAAGUACUGAAGAUCAGCAAAUCGAAGAGCCGCCUCAAGUUCCUCGACAAGUUUGUUGGCCAGAUAGAUUUCGAGCCUUCGAAACUAGAUGUGAGCCAACCAAUGCCUUCGCAUGUGGCGUACUCACGCUUCUUGGUGGAGAACCUUGCUUUCUUUGAGUAUGUUACCAUUGGAGAACUUCAAACGACUGUCUCAGCUAUGGAGAAACUAGUGACUAGGACAGGUUCUGCUAUCGCUCAAGCAGUUGAGUCGGAAAUCUUCCAGGUACGCAUGGAUUCAGGACUUAGCUCACAGCCACCUAUUGAUGGAGACGCUCCACCCACGGCCAUCAAUACUGCGGAUUCUGUGGAUCCCCUGCGACUCCGCCAGCUAGCAGCAGGUUCGAUGAUCAUGCUCGCGGUCUGGGAGGCCCGCACCCACCUUCGCCGCUCGUAUGGCCUUAAUCCCAACCGCCGUGAGGGCAAGGGGAAGGGCGCCGCGAAGGAUCUCACGAAGGCUCCAGUGCGAGUCCAAGGUGUCACAGGUGAUAAGUUCUGGGAGGACGUUAGCUCCAUUAUGUCUGGGCUGGACACUUCAGCGGACAUGAUAGAGAAAUGCCGAGCUUUUGUCGACCUUCUGAACGUAGACAAUGAGGUCAAGAUUGGAGACGACGAUGAGGAUAUCGAUGCGGAUGGUGAGCCGAGAACUCCAGAUGCCGAGGGUGAAGAUGAGGACCCUCCCGAUGCUCGUGGCCGUAAGAGGAAGGCCGCUGCCACUCCAGGUGGGCGGAAGAAACGCGCACGCAGUAACUCGAAACCCAGGCCUCGAGGUCGACCCAGAAAGCAAAGCACAGAGAAGGCGGACGUAGACAUGGAGGAAGCGGAACCGUGGGUCUAA
Molecule: messenger RNA, 5739 nt
Organism: Anthostomella pinea
Lineage: Eukaryota; Fungi; Ascomycota; Sordariomycetes; Xylariales; Xylariaceae
Source: the annotation of a GenBank genome assembly